ACUACCAACGAAGCCUACAUCAAACACUCAUCUUUCUCUGGUUCAAUCACGGCGACGCUACGGGGUCUCUGACCGCUCCCUCGCUUUCCUCUGUAACCUUCUUUGGCUUUCUUGGCUACGUGAGCCUCGCAAUUCUGUCAUCCAUGCGUUCCUCCUUCACGAUGGGGAGGUCACAGCCUGUCUCUGUCCCGCUGCUCUUCCUUCCUCUACUCCUCUGCUCUUCAUCUCUCUCCUUCGGCUUCGUCAGCGCCGCCGGGACUGCCGACGGAUCUGAGGAGUGGGGUUACGUCCAAGUCCGGCCGAAAGCGCACUUGUUCUGGUGGCUUUACCGGAGCCCGCGGAGAGUCGACACCGGCUCGUCGCCGUGGCCGACGCUGCUGUGGUUGCAGGGCGGACCUGGCGGUUCGGGCGUUGGGAUCGGGAACUUCCAAGAGAUCGGACCGCUGGACACCGAUCUGAGGCAUCGGAACUCGACAUGGCUGCAGAAAGCCGAUCUCCUGUUUGUGGACAAUCCGGUGGGGACGGGAUACAGCUUCGUGGAGGACGAGAGCCUCUUCGUGAAGACGGAUUGGGAGGCAGCCACGGACCUGACCACCCUCCUCAAGAAGCUCUACGACGAGGACGAGUCCCGGCAAACGAGCCCACUGUUCAUCGUCGCAGAGUCUUACGGAGGGAAGUUCGCCGUGACCGCAGGCUUGUCGAUCCUCAAAGCCAUCGAGGCUGGAGAACUGAAGCUUAAGCUCGGAGGCCUUGCUCUGGGAAGCAGCUGGAUUUCGCCGGAAGAUUUUGUGUUCUCUUGGGGGCCUCUGCUUCAGGAUGUCUCAAGGCUUGACAUCAAAGACGCAGUGAAAUCAAACAUUAUGGCUGAAAAGAUUAGGCAAGAGAUAAAGAAAGGGGAGUAUGGCAAUGCCACGAACUCAUGGGGUGAGCUGGAGGAAUUCAUCAGUUCUAGCAGCAAUGAUGUGGACUUCUACAACUUCUUGCUGGACUCUGCAAGCGAUCCCAUUUCUCAGGCAGCAGUCGAAGUACCGCGAAGGUUAUCGAUGAAGAUAUAUCCAACUUAUCUGAGCUCCAAGGCUUCUUCCAUGUCCACUGACAUCUCCAGUCUCAUGAAUGGUGCCAUCAAGGAUAAGCUAAAGAUAAUCCCAAAGACUGUGAGCUGGGGAGGGCAGGCUGAUCUUGUCUUCGAAGCUCUUGCAGGUGACUUCAUGAAGCCAAGAAUCAAUGAGGUUGAUGAGCUCCUUUCCCUGGGAAUCAAUGUUAACAUCUACAAUGGACAGGUUGAUCUGAUUUGUGCAACAAAAGGCACAGAGUCAUGGGUCCAAAAGCUCAAAUGGGAGGGGCUGAAGACCUUCAACAACAUGGAUCGAAAGCCAUUCUUCUGCGACAGUGAAGGAAUGGCAGUCACCAAGGGAUUCCUAAAGUCUUAUCAGAACUUCCACUUCUAUUGGAUCCUUGGAGCAGGACAUUUUGUACCAGUUGACCAGCCUUGUGUCUCACUGGAGAUGAUUGCUGCCAUUACCCAAUCUCCUGCUGUCUCUUCCUGAAGGAGGGAAAUGCUUCCAGGCUUCUACAAAAGAGCAAUACAACAAAGAAAUAAAUGCUUAUGAAAUAACAGCAUCAAUAGAAGGGUAAUUCUGAUCACAAUAGGAGAGGGUUUAACUGCAACGAUAUAUUAUUCUCCUACUACUACCUCUAUCUUUGUCUUGCAUGUUUGAUGAAGAAGCCUUAUAUUGCUUGAAAUCAAUUGCAAGAUAUCAUCAAUUUUAUG
Molecule: messenger RNA, 1771 nt
Organism: Musa acuminata subsp. malaccensis (wild Malaysian banana)
Lineage: Eukaryota; Viridiplantae; Streptophyta; Magnoliopsida; Zingiberales; Musaceae
Product: serine carboxypeptidase-like 51
Biological process (GO): proteolysis
Molecular function (GO): serine-type carboxypeptidase activity
Source: RefSeq, a predicted model, not a curated record